This is a messenger RNA of Canariomyces notabilis, 2648 nucleotides long. RefSeq lists its product as uncharacterized. The record is from RefSeq and is a predicted model, not a curated record. The coding region runs from base 101 to 2236 and encodes 711 amino acids. Gene Ontology annotation, molecular function: protein tyrosine/serine/threonine phosphatase activity. Gene Ontology annotation, biological process: nuclear DNA replication; protein dephosphorylation. NCBI's taxonomy places the organism in Eukaryota, Fungi, Ascomycota, Sordariomycetes, Sordariales, Chaetomiaceae. The transcript has 3 exons.
UCGAUAAGGCGUCGAUGCUGCUCAAUCGCUUUCACCAAGCGACACAACACGGCUCGUUCGACGCGACGACGCAUUUUCCCCGCUGGCCCUCAACGCGGCCAUGAUGGCAACGAUUGCCCUUUCUCGACCUAUUGCUCCACAUCGUUCUUCGUCCACCAUCAGCUCCCUCGCGUCGGCCAUCACCCUCGAUAACAUCCCUCCAAGCCAGCCGUCGCAAUGCCCCGCUGCCGUUCCGAACAAGCACAUCCCCGUGUGUCCUCCUGGCCCUAUUCCCCAGGAGGAACCUACGACGCCGCCGCCCUCUCCCGGUAAAGAGGAGCAACAGCAGCAGCAGUCGCUGCUGUUCCCGCCCAACAAUUACACACGUAUCGAGUUGGGACGCCUAUCCGUCUACAAGAUCAGCCCCGCCCAAGUCGCCGCCGCCCUGGAUUACCGGGCUCGACAGCCCCUGGCAGAUCCUUCGCGGGUGUUUCCCUGGCUGCACGGCCUGCAUCCGGCGAAUCAGAUCCAGCAAGCCUUUUUUAUAGCCCGGAAACGCGCUCUGAGGAAGACGCCGUCGUGCCUCCGCGGCAUAGCCGUCGUCAAGGCCGAUGGAGACCUAAACGUCGCCCGCUUAAAGGGCGCCAUUGCGCCGCAUGAGUUCCUGCAACUUGGGGGAGCUGCCGCCGAGUUCCUCGAGGUCGACCCCAAGGAGGGCUUUUCGGUGCGCAACUUCCAGAUUCAGGCCGCGAAAUCGGCCAUGACGUCUGAUAUCAUCGUCUAUGGCGACGACGAUGCGACCGUGCGCAAGCUGGGUUGGGACAUUGCCGCUGCCCAGCAGCGAUGGCGCGACAAGCACGAGGCCCAACGCCAACAUCUUCCCAAAUACAACACCUUUAUCUGCGUCACUCCCUUUGCCGAGUUCGAGGAGAAGCACCCGGAGAUUGUGUCGGUCAACUCGGACGGCCAGAUCACGGGGAAUGUCCUCGAUUUCUUUCACCAAGAGAGGCGGGAGAUGUACGAGAUGACGCGCGCGUCUGAGAUCUCCCACAACGUGUGGCUAGGUCCGACGCCCGACCCUGGGUCUGAGGACGAGCAGGCCUUUGACGUCCUAAUUGAGUGCAGCGACCUAGGGCGGUUCAACCCUGGCGCACUGCGGGCCAUUUCCGAGGGUGCCGAUAUCGAGUCUGGCAAGCAUUUCUAUGUCGACUUCCCCUCCUCGGGAAGCAUCCUCGCUCCAACUUGGUCCCACGCCGAGGCUGACGGCAUCUUGGAGACGUGCAAGUGGAUCUGGCAUCUCGCGCACGGGACCCACCCGUCCGUCUCGAGCAGGGGAUCCACCGCCAAGGAUAGCGCUGGAGACGGCGACAUUGUACCCAUGCUGGAAUCUCCCGACUGCACCCUCUCCCUGCAGCUCCGCCCUCGCCGGAUCCUGAUCCACUGCGCCGAUGGAUACACCGAGUCUUCCAUGCUCGGCAUAGCCUACUACAGCUUCAGCACCGGCAAGCCAGUCCCGGAAGCCUGGCUCGACCUGCACACGACCAAAGGCCGCAAUUUCUUUGCGUACCCCUCCGACGUGGCCCUGCUUACCUCCCUGACCCCGCGCCUUCUGCAGGAGUCACCCGCGCGCCCAGAUGGCGAGAGCCUGUCGGACAUCACCGCGCUGGCGCGGAAUGAGCCGAGCUGGUUUGGCGGCUUUGACGGCUCCUUCCCGAGCCGCAUCCUGGACUACAUGUACCUGGGCAACCUGGGCCACGCGAACAACCCGGACCUGCUCCGGGCGCUUGGAAUAGGGCAGAUCCUCAGCGUUGGCGAGACGGCUAUGUGGAGGGAUGGCGAGCUGGAGGAGUGGGGCGUGGAGAAUACCUGCGUGGUCAAGGGCGUGCAGGACAACGGGAUCGACCCGCUGACGGACGAAUUCGGUCGGUGUUUGGAGUUUAUUGACCGUGGCCGCAGAAAUGGCACCGCGACCCUCGUCCACUGCCGCGUCGGUGUCUCGCGCAGCGCCACCAUCUGCAUCGCUGAGGUCAUGCGCAGCCUGGGCAUGUCAUUCCCGCGGGCCUACUGCUUCGUCCGCGCCCGCCGCCUGAAUGUCAUCAUCCAGCCCCACCUCCGAUUCGCGUAUGAGCUGCUCAAGUGGGAGGAGCUGCUCCACCGUUCCCGUAGCGGUGGUGGUGGUGCCGGCUUCAAGCGAGAGCUUGAAUGGGGCGAGAUUGCCCGCGAGGUCGCAUUGAUGAACCGGCCUUAUGCUAGAUGAUGAGUCGUUGUCACUUUUCUGUUUUACCUAAGCAGCGCCUGGUUCGAAGCGGACCAAGUGGCCCUACUCGCCUGGUGCGAGCGAUCAAGCCGCUUGGAAUACGCCGGCCCUGCCCGACGCGAAAAGGGGUAUCGCAAGCUGGUUUAAUGGACCCCAUGAUCAGCAAGCCAGCGGUUCCCCGAGCAUGUUGGACGACAAGCAAACGCCGAGGGUAACAACCAACUCUCGUCAAUCAAGCCGUGUUGGAAUGACAGAUCCAUGGGGGUGGACGACCCAGCCGAGCUAACUACCUACAACAACCUCGACUGAUUUGCACAGCCUUGGAUCUUUCAUCUUUUCUGUUUCAAAUAUUUCUCGAAUGCAGGCUUCUCGACGCAGAGAGAGUAUUCUCCUCUUCAUCACACCAUACCCA